Salarias fasciatus (jewelled blenny) is the source of this 688-nucleotide messenger RNA. It is a transcript of the gene ss18l2, whose product is annotated as ss18, like 2. The transcript has 4 exons. The record is from RefSeq and is a predicted model, not a curated record. The coding region runs from base 88 to 366 and encodes 92 amino acids. NCBI's taxonomy places the organism in Eukaryota, Metazoa, Chordata, Actinopteri, Blenniiformes, Blenniidae.
UCAUUAGCAGCGGCGUCAGCGUCUCAGAAGAAGAAGAAAGCGCCUCUUUCAGUGUAAACAAACGAUAAAAUAUCAGAAUUUACGAAUAUGUCAAUUGUUUUUGUACCAAAAAAACUACGAGGGAAGGCGGUAAUCAACCAGGAAACCAUACAGAGGCUGUUGGAUGAAAACGACCAGCUGAUCAGAUGCAUCACCGAGUACAUGCAGAAAGGACGAGCCGUGGAGUGUGUUCAAUACCAGCAGAUCCUGCACCGGAACAUAGUGUACUUGGCGACAAUAGCUGACGCGAGUCCUGACACCGAACCACCAGAUUCCACUAACUCCUCAGAAUCAACAUCUGCUGCACAGGGACCGACAGGGUCGUGAUGACUGCACAUUGGGUUUUUCUUCUUGGAAGGAAACCUCCAUUCCUCAUAUUAUUCAGCAACAUUUUUUUGCACAAGGGACUACAAUCCAUAUAUGAAGUGUUAUUUUCAACAGACUGACAUUUAAAAUUCACAGUGAUUUAACCCGGUUCAUGUUUUUUUCUUUAUUUAAGAUCCUGUUGAUUGAAGUGCAUAUUUUCUACUUUAAAAUGCAGUUUUCAUUGCUUCCCUGUCAAACGAAGCAAUGUUUUGUGUUAUCCUGGAAGAAGUUUGUUAAGUUAUUGCCUAAAAUAAUGUGAAUAUACAUAAAUUACCUCUUGUUC